UGAAUUAUUAAUACCAACGCCCCAAUGACAAGACGUUGGCCUGUUUGAGGCUGGGGAUAGUUCCAAGCAUUGGGUCCUCUGAUUGGCUUGGGAAUGAGAGCUGCUACGCUAAACUGUCGUCAGUUGUUUGCGUGGAGCCAUCAUCGUUGUAUCAACCAUCUCAAUACCCCUCAUUUCGCUUGGACCAUCCAGAAUGACAUCAAUUCCAUUUAUAUAAGAAAAACGCCCCUCCUUCUACCUACAAACUCUCAUCUCCAUCUCUUCUCACCCAAAGUCAAUCGCCAAAAUGCCUGUUGAAACCGCCUACGACCCCAAGGACAUGCUGUUCCGCCACCUGGGACCUACUGGUCUCAAGGUCAGUGUCUUCAGUCUUGGUGGCUGGUUGACAUACGGCGGUACGCAAAAGGGCGAUAUCGUGAAGCAGAUUCUUCAGAAGGCUUGGGAUCAUGGUGUCAACACUUUUGAUACCGCCGAGGUUUACGCCAAUGGUGAAUCUGAGGUUGAGAUGGGUCGUGCCCUCAAGGAGCUCGGCUGGCCUCGUGAUGAGUACGUCCUCACCACAAAGGUCUUCUUCGGUACUGGCCGCAAGGAGCCCAACACUCGAGGUCUCAGCCGCAAGCACGUCGUCGAGGGUCUCAAGAGCUCUCUCAAGCGUCUUGAGCAGCCUUACGUCGAUGUUGUCUUUGCUCACCGUCCCGACUACGCUACUCCCAUGAAGGAGAUUGUUGAGGGAUUUACUCAGGUCAUUCGCAACCUGAACCUUGCUUACUACUGGGGUACUUCUGAGUGGACCGCUGCUCAGAUUACCGAGGCUACUCACAUUGCUGAGCGCUACAACCUCAUUGCUCCUGUCGUUGAGCAGCCUCAAUACAACGCCUUCCACCGUGAGCGCUUCGAGGUCGAGUACGCUCCCCUCUUCAACCAGUUCGAGUAUGGCACUACAAUUUGGUCCCCUCUCGCCUCCGGUCUCUUGACCGGCAAGUACAACAACGGAAUUCCCGAGGACUCACGAUUUGCCACCAACAAAGCCUUCUUCGAGAACACAGUCAACGAGCUGCAAAGCGAAGCCGGCAAGGCCAAGAUCGAAAAGGUCAAGAAGCUCUCCGAAGUCGCUGAGCGUCUCGGCGGAAACGUCGCUCAGCUCUCUCUUGCCUGGGCCCUCAAGAACCCCAACGUCAGCACCGUUAUCCUUGGUGCGACAAAGGUUGAGCAGCUUGAGGAUAACUUCAAGGCGCUUGAGAUUUACAAGAAGAUCGAUGAUAAGGUUUUGGAGGAGAUUGAGAAGAUUCUCGAUAACAAGCCCAAGCCUGCUCCUACUUACAACCGUGAGAGGUAAAUAAAAGUUUUGGAAUGAUCUAGAUAUGAAUAAUAGAUCAAUAAUGACUGAAUAUGAGAUUUGAGCUUGGCGCGAUGAGUGACGUGAUUGAUGAGAUUGUUUAUCUUUGGGGCCACAAUAACUCUUAUCGUUUGUGACUGACUGGACAGUGUCAGCUUCACGGCAUGCAUCACGCGUGAGGUUCUCACGUCACCUUCAC
Molecule: messenger RNA, 1535 nt
Organism: Fusarium odoratissimum NRRL 54006
Lineage: Eukaryota; Fungi; Ascomycota; Sordariomycetes; Hypocreales; Nectriaceae
Exons: 3
Coding region: 287-1336 (349 amino acids)
Source: RefSeq, a predicted model, not a curated record